AUGGCAGCGCGCGGCGCCUCGUUGCGCGACAAACAGAUCGCGUCGCUGAAGAAGAUCUUGAACCUGAACGAAGACGUCGAAGCCGGUGACAACGACGACUCGCAUGCCAACGGCCUCGCAACCUCGCCAAUCGCCUGGAAGGUCCUCGUCUUCGAUGACCUAGGGCAAGAUGUCAUCAGCUCCGUUCUGAGGGUCAGCGAUCUCCGGAGCCUGGGGGUCACGAUACACCUGAAAAUCACGGCUCAGCGCGCACCAAUACCCGACGUGCCGGUUGUCUACUUGCUGGAGCCGAAUGCGCAAAACCUCCAAAGGAUUACUGAAGACCUUCAGAAAGGACUAUAUACCCCUGCAUACAUCAACUUCCUGUCCUCGAUCCCUCGACCGCUGCUCGAAGAUUUUGCGACAAUGACCGCCACGGCAGAAACAUCUGAGCAGAUUGCGCACGUUUAUGACCAAUACCUGAACUUCAUUGUUGCCGAGCCAGAUCUGUUCUCCCUGGGCAUGGAGAAGGAUCACGUGUAUUGGGCCCUGAACAGCGCAAAAACAAAGGACGAAGAGCUUGACCACGUCGUUGACAAGGUUGUCAGCGGGCUGUUCUCCGUCAUCGUCACCAUGGGCGUCAUACCAAUCAUACGAGCCAGUCGCGGUGCUGCUGCUGAGAUGAUAGCCCAGAAGCUUGACCGGAAACUCCGUGAUCAUAUCUUGAAUUCGGGCUCCAAGGACGGCCUUUUCUCGAACCGACCCAGUUCGUCUGCUGGAACCCCUACGUCGCGGCCUGUCCUUGUCCUCCUGGACAGAAAUGUUGAUCUUACACCGAUGCUUUCACAUGGCUGGACCUACCAACACCUGGUACAUGAUGUUCUAAACAUGAAGCUGAACCGCAUUACAAUCGAGACGCCCGUCGAUGAGUCAAAACCUGAGAAGGGAGUUACGAAGAAAGCGUACGACCUGACGGCCAAUGACUUCUUUUGGUCCAAGAACUCGGGUCUGCCAUUCCAAGAAGUGGCAGAAGACAUCGAUGCGGAGCUGAACCGAUACAAGGAGGAGUCAGCCGCUAUCACAAAGAAGACCGGCAUAUCAGAUCUCGAGAAUCUUGAGAUGGACACGAGUGCCAGUGCUCAACAUCUCAAGGCCGCGCUCACAGUACUUCCGGAGCUCAGGGAACGGAAGGCUGUCUUAGACAUGCACAUGAACAUCCUGGCUGCCAUCUUGAGUGCGAUUCAAAAGCGAGCUUUGAAUGAAUACUACUCAAUAGAGUCGAAUGUGAUGAAACAAACGAAAGCACAGAUCCUGGACUUGAUUAAGGACAAGGAAAAGGGCGACACCGCGUUGGACAAGUUGCGUCUCUUCGUCGUCUGGUUCCUCAGCACAGAAACAGAUAUCGGCAGGGCAGAGUGGCAGCAGUUUGAGGAAGCCCUCACGGCAGCGGGGGUCGACGGCACCUGUCUGCCAUACAUAAGACAAGUCCGUGCUACGACGAAGAUGACACAACUCACAACUCUGGAUUCCUCCACAGCUCAGCAGCAGCCAUCAGCAUCCUCAGACCUCUUCAACCGCUUCUCAAAUAUUUCUUCGCGGCUCACAGAUCGCCUCAAGGAGACAGGCGUACCAACAGGCGCCCUUUCAGCCAAUUUCGAUUCGAUUGUCGGUGGACUGAAGAAUUUCCUCCCCGCAAAUCAAGACCUUACCAUCACCAAAAUCGUCGAGUCCAUCAUGGACCCGUCCAGUGCCGCUUCGUCGGCCAUAGCCAAGACAGAGAACUACCUCUACUUCGAUCCGCGAAGUGACCGCGCAAGGGGCACUUUGCCACCGCCCUCUACUCUGCGAGCCGGGGGUGCCGCACCAGGUGCGAUGCCAGGCAGCGCGAAUCUCGGGCCAGGAUCAGGAGCAUCUUUCGGGCAGAGAAGACAGGGUUUCUCGGAGGCUGUCGUGUUCACGGUGGGCGGUGGGAGCAUGGAUGAGUAUGGCAACUUGCAAGAAUGGAUAAAACGUACGGCAGGCAGCGGGGACCGGACGAAGCGAAGGAUCGUGUAUGGAAGUACGGAGCUCGUCAAUGCUGCCGACUUCAUCAAAGAGGAACUGGAGAGGUUGGGACGAGAGGUGCAGUAG
This is a messenger RNA of Diaporthe citri, 2109 nucleotides long. RefSeq lists its product as uncharacterized. Gene Ontology annotation, biological process: intracellular protein transport; endoplasmic reticulum to Golgi vesicle-mediated transport. The record is from RefSeq and is a predicted model, not a curated record. The transcript is spliced from 5 exons. Gene Ontology annotation, cellular component: Golgi membrane; cytosol. Gene Ontology annotation, molecular function: syntaxin binding. Bases 1 to 2109 code for a protein of 702 amino acids. Lineage: Eukaryota; Fungi; Ascomycota; Sordariomycetes; Diaporthales; Diaporthaceae.